Molecule: messenger RNA, 1895 nt
Organism: Kogia breviceps (pygmy sperm whale)
Lineage: Eukaryota; Metazoa; Chordata; Mammalia; Artiodactyla; Physeteridae
Source: RefSeq, a predicted model, not a curated record
GGGGCCUUGAUUCCCCUCCGUGGAACCCCCCAGGCGCGGACCCACGGCGCGGCCCGCCGAGUAGGCGCCGCCCGCGGGGCCGGAGGCUCUGAGGAUGUCUGCGGUGCUGCAGAAGCUCAAGAGGUUCAAGCUGCGGGCCCUGCACAACCAGAAGAAAUUUGGGGUGGCGGGCAGGAGCUGCGAAGAAGUGCUGCGGAAGGGGUGCCUCCACUUGCAGCUCCCCGUUCCUGGCUCCACCCUGUGUCUCUACGAGGAUGGCACGGAGCUGACUGGAGAUUACUUCCGGAGUGUCCCCGAUGACUCGGAGCUCGUGCUUCUCACUGCGGGGCAGACCUGGCAGGGUUACGCGAGUGACAUCCGCCGCUUGCUGAGCGUGUUCCAGGAGCCGCACGCGGAGCUCAUCCAGGCCGCCCGGCAGCUGCUCUCGGACGAGCGGGCCCCGCUGCGGCAGAAGCUCCUGGCCGACCUGCUGGGCACCGUCAGCGAGAACAUCGCGGCCGAGACCAGGGCCGAGGACGCGCCGUGGUUCGAAGGUUUGGAGUCCCGGUUUAGGAACAAGUCUGGCUACCUGAGAUACAGCUGUGAGAGCCGGAUCCGGAGCUACCUGAGAGAGGAUAGAGAAGAAGCGCACGGUCGUCCCCACGCUGGCCGCGGCCGUGCACGACGCCGAGGGGAGAGAAGUGGACUGGGAGUACUUCUACCGCCUGCUCUUCACCUCGGAGAACCUCAAGUUAGUCCACGUUGCCUGCCACAAGAAGACCACCCACAAACUCCACUGCGACCCCAGCAGGAUCUACCGAGCCCGGGCGGUGCCCCGGAGGAAGCGGCCUGCUCGCCAGCGCCCGUGACGCAGCCUGGACAGCACGUGCGUCCUUCCAACAGGUGCUACUUUUUUUUUUUUUUUUCUGCCACUCCAAUAUUCCCGGAAAACACUUGAAAAAAAUCUUCCUACAGAUUCUGCUUUGAGCACAUUUCUGAAGCUGUUUUCUGACCUCUGCAAGCCCAGCUGCCAGAGGACAAUUCUGGUGGCUCCCGGGACGCCCAGGGUCAGGAGUGGCCUCCCUCCGGCUUCACCCACGUGUGCGUGCAGUGUCCCCAGCCAGGCGGCUCCCCUCUCGCCUGGCCACUCGGGCUUCAGGGAACUUGUGUGAGCCCUCAGCUCCACUGGGCCUCCACGCCCCAGGCAAACGCAGUGCUCGAUCCUCUGGUCUCUUUUAAAUGCUCGAAAGAGUCGUGACCCUUUUGGGGUAAAAUACAAGGAUAUUCACUGUGUAUUAUUUCUUACUGCAGACAGUGGGAAACCCUCCAAAUGUCCAUAGGGCUGCUUGUGGCAUUAUGCUGAACCAUAGGAAAUUGCGGUUUUUAUGGGUCCAGAAUGGUCAGAUAGAUAGCAUUAAUUUCAUGACUCGCCCUGACACAUCUACGUAAUGCACCACUCUGUAACAGUUUCAGGCAUUUAUGUGGGAAGUGGGAAGCUGGCUGUUAAGUGCACGAGGCAGGCAGGUGGCUCGGCCAUGGCCAGUGUGACAUGGGUGUGUAUCACACGUCUGUGCCGGUCAUGCAGAGUCCGUCAGUGCAUGUGAAGAGCAGGAAACCUGGGGGGUGGGGUGGGGUGAUUGGAUCACAAAGGACUAAUUUUCUAAAUCAUGCAUUUUAUAAUACUUGAAGUUUUUGAAAUGAGCAUUUAUUUCAUAAUUUUUUAAAAUUUACUUUUUAAAGUCAUAUUUUGUAAUACUUGAAUUUUUACAUGUACUGUAUAAUCACAAAAGCAAUAAAGAUUUUUAAAAAAUAGACACGUCAAAAAAGUUUGCCCUCAUUGAGAAUGACGAAGAUGAGGAAAAAAAUGAGUCAGUGACUUUUAAGAAGGUGACCCCAACCAUUCUGUCUCCGUCACU